This is a messenger RNA of Aureobasidium uvarum, 948 nucleotides long. The record is from the annotation of a GenBank genome assembly. Lineage: Eukaryota; Fungi; Ascomycota; Dothideomycetes; Dothideales; Saccotheciaceae.
AUGCCUGCAAUGCCAACCAUCGAGAUACCAGACAACGACCACGACAUUUCUCCCGUCUCGUCGCCAUCUCUUUCGCGCGUCAACAGCCGGCACAGUGCUGUUUCAUCUCUGGAUAUUUCCCCCAUUUCUUCGCCUGUCUUUUCUCCAACCCAACUGUCGAGCUCUGGCCAUGGAGCUGCGACUUCAGAUACGGCAACAACCAACUCGUACGACCAUUCUUUUACCGACGCAGACGACUGGUUUGGCCGCUUCCGUGAAGAUCUAGACAUUUCUGAUGAAUGUCCUGAUCGCGGACAACUCGCUGUCGCUGGACAAGUCCCUGUAUACGAUGCCAACGGAAACUCGCGACUUUUCAGCACCUUCUUCACAGGUCUGGAUGCCAUUGGCGACAGACAGUUCAUCAUCUUUGUGCGACACUUUUACUGCGGCGUAAGUUGUAUUUCCACAAAAGCUGCGGAUGGAAAUCAUGUGCUAACCUUCUGUUCCUGCAGGNCCUGUCAAGCUUAUAUGAAAGCCAUUGCUGAGGCCAUCACCAUGCAGGCUUACUACACCAUGGCCGUUCCCACAAACAUCAUCGUCAUUGGCUGCGGCUCACCAUCAAUGAUCCCAUUCUACAAGCAGGCCACUGGCUGCCCCUUCCCCAUCUUUGCCGACCCUUCGCGCAAGCUCUACAAGGCCUUGGGCAUGACACUCACUCUGAACCUUGCCGGGCCCAAGAGACCGAAGUACAUGAAGGACAUCCCCUUCCAUAAAUGGCAGCUCGAGCAAUGGACAACAAUGGCAAAGCCGCCCAAAGGCAACUCGCGCUUCAAGGGUGGCAACUUGCUCCAAAUUGGUGGUGAAUUCUUGUUCCAAGAUGGCCAGGUCGUCUGGUGUCAUCGUAUGAAGAACAUGCGCGGCCACGCUGAGGUUGACGUUGUCAAGCGCAUCCUGGAGUUGGAGGACUGA